AUGGUUAGAGAUUUAUGGAGGAAUGGCAGGUGGAGGUUCCCUAAUUAUCAGAGAUAUGAUUUGAAGCCAAACAGAUUGCUUACAAGAGACGGAUUGUAUAGUUGGAUGGCUAUUGAUUUUGAGAUGUGCGUGCUAUGUAAUGAUGCUAAGGAAGAGCUCAACAACACCAGCACCAACACCAACAUCAGCCUCAACGGCGUCGCCGAGAUCCAACCCAACGGUAUCCUCCGUCUCACCAACGAGACCACCAGACUCAUCGGCCAUGCCUUCUAUCCAACCCCUCUUCUUUUCAAGAACUCCAGUGAUGGCACUGUCUUCUCCUUCUCCACUUCCUUCGCCUUCUCCAUCGUCCCUGAGUACCCCAAACUUGGCGGCCAUGGGCUCGCCUUCGUCAUCUCCGCCUCCUCCACCCUCCCCGGCGCUCUUCCCAGUCAGUACCUCGGCCUUCUCAACGCCAACGACAACGGCAACAUCACCAACCACAUCUUCGCCGUCGAGUUCGACACCGUCCAAGACUUCGAGUUCGGUGACAUCAACGACAACCACGUCGGUGUCGAUAUCAACAGCAUGACCUCCAACGCUUCCCAGCCCGCCGCUUACUUCGCCGGAGAUUCCACCAAACUCGAUCUCAAUCUUAAGAGCGGCGACAAGAUCCUAGCUUGGGUUGACUAUGACUCUGUUUCCAAGGUUCUCAACGUGACCAUCUCUCCUUCCUCUACAAAACCCCACAUUCCGAUCAUCUCCUUUCCUAUCGAUCUAUCUCCGAUACUCCACGACCACAUGUUCGUCGGCUUCUCCGCUUCAACUGGGCUUCUCGCCAGUUCCCACUACCUCUUCGGUUGGAGCUUCAAGAUGAACGGCGUCGCUAGAUCUCUAGACCUCUCUUCACUGCCUUCCUUGCCAAAACCACCAAAAAAAUACACCGCCUUUGUCAUCGCCAUCUCCGUCUCCUCAGCUGUUUUCGUAAUCGCCGCCGUUUCCGCCGCCGCGUACCUCUACUACAAGAUAAAGACCGCCGACGUGAUCGAGUCCUGGGAGCUGGAGUGCGGCCCUCAUCGUUUCUCCUACAAAGAGCUCAAGCACGCCACCAAAGGAUUCCGAGACCGUGAGCUCCUCGGCUUCGGCGGGUUCGGCAAAGUCUACAAAGGAACUCUCCCAGGAACAAAAACCCAAGUCGCGGUGAAGCGAGUCUCUCAUGAGUCCAGACAGGGGAUACGUGAGUUCGUUGCGGAAAUCGCGAGCAUCGGCCGGCUCCGGCACCGGAAUCUUGUCCAGCUCCAAGGGUGGUGCAGGCGCCGCUCCGAUCUCAUCCUCGUCUACGACUACAUGCCGAAUUGCAGCCUUGAUAAGUACCUCUUCUCCUCCGAUCUCGACUCCCAGAACCCACCAAAACCCCUGCUUUCAUGGCGUCAGAGGUUUCACAUUCUCAAAGGCGUCGCAUCGGCUCUCUUAUACCUCCAUGAAGAGUGGGAGCACGUCGUCAUCCACCGCGACGUGAAGGCAAGCAAUGUGCUUCUCGACGCGGACUUGAACGGAAGGCUCGGAGACUUUGGGUUGGCGAAGCUCUACGAGCACGGGGCCAACCCGAGCACCACUCGGGUGGUGGGCACGUUGGGGUAUCUCGCACCGGAGUUGACGCGAACGGGCAAAGCAACGACGAGCACCGACGUGUUCGCAUUCGGAGCGUUGGUGCUGGAGGUGGUGUGCGGACGGAGGCCUAUCGAGCCGAAGGCGUUGUCGGAGGAGUUAGUGCUUGUGGACUGGGUUUGGGGUCUCUGGGCGGCGGCGAGAUGGACGGAGGUGGUGGAUAAGAGGUUGAAAGGGGAGUAUGAUAGGUUGGAGGUGGAGGUGGCGUUGAAGGUGGGGCUUAUGUGUUCGCAUCCGGCGGCGUCGGUGAGGCCGAGGAUGAGGGAAGUGGUGAGGUACUUGGACGGCGUCGAGAUGCCGGAGGUGACGAGGUUGCCGGAGGAGUACGAAGGGAAGGACCUACAGGUUGGGUUUGAUGAUUACGUGGACUCUUUCUCGGCCUCGUCGUCGUUCGAGAAGGCGUCGGAAUGCUCGGUCGCCGGCGGGGCUGAGGAUGCGGUGGUGGGGCCCUUUGAUUGUUCACAUUUGUCGUUUGUGUGACGUGGGAUGGCCCACUACUGAGUUUUUUUAACUUUCUAGUCAAUGUAAUAACGUGGAAUAUUAAUGUUUAUAUUAAAAAAUAAUAAUUAUUAGAGUUGA
Dioscorea cayenensis subsp. rotundata (Guinea yam) is the source of this 2226-nucleotide messenger RNA. RefSeq names its product L-type lectin-domain containing receptor kinase S.4-like. The transcript is spliced from 3 exons. Gene Ontology annotation, molecular function: carbohydrate binding; protein kinase activity; ATP binding. Gene Ontology annotation, biological process: protein phosphorylation. Lineage: Eukaryota; Viridiplantae; Streptophyta; Magnoliopsida; Dioscoreales; Dioscoreaceae. Bases 1 to 2127 code for a protein of 708 amino acids. The record is from RefSeq and is a predicted model, not a curated record. Gene Ontology annotation, cellular component: plasma membrane.